AUGGAACCCCUUGCCAAUGAGAAGACUACUCCUACUUCUACUACUCCUACUACUAUGACAAUCCAUUCACACUAUUUUCUUUGGAGUUUGCACUCAUGUCUGGAUGCCAUGAUCACCUCCAGCCUGACACUGCUUAGCAAUGCUCUCCUCACUGCAGCAGGAUUGAGCAACAUUAAAGACACACUGAAUCAUUUCUUGUUAUUAGUUUAUGCUACUAUAUACACCCUUAUUGCCUCUCUUCAGAGGAAGACUAAGCAUAGUCAAUACAUUCAAUGCAAGGAAUACAAUGAAGUAUUGAUGGUGCACAGCUACAUCAAAGAAUUGAAGGAGAAGUUCUUGUGUGAAUCCUCCAAGCUUCAAGAUAUCAGCAACACCAUAGUACCAUGA
Molecule: messenger RNA, 387 nt
Organism: Guyanagaster necrorhizus
Lineage: Eukaryota; Fungi; Basidiomycota; Agaricomycetes; Agaricales; Physalacriaceae
Exons: 5
Coding region: 1-387 (128 amino acids)
Source: RefSeq, a predicted model, not a curated record